Cutaneotrichosporon oleaginosum is the source of this 1348-nucleotide messenger RNA. RefSeq lists its product as uncharacterized. The record is from RefSeq and is a predicted model, not a curated record. Lineage: Eukaryota; Fungi; Basidiomycota; Tremellomycetes; Trichosporonales; Trichosporonaceae.
GAAUCCUCCCCACCAUGAUCCCUCCUCUCGUUGCUCUUCAUCUCUUCAUCUUUUUCCAUCUCUGCAUCUCCUCGCUCUCACCGGGUUACGCCGGUCUGCUCCACCCAUGUCAUCCAGACUCCGAUACCUCGCCGGAGGGCUCAAUGGGCGUCGUGGUGUACUGGUCGCCAUCGUGGCCGUGGCCAUCAUCAUCAUCUGGGCCUCACAGUUCCGCACCGCAUUGUAUCACACAUCGCCUUAUGUCCUACCGCCCACCGAGUUCUUGACAUACAAGGGCGCAGAUAUCCUCGGCCCUCUGCCACCACCGCUCAAGCCGAAGCGCUUCGGCAUGCGCGUGCCCAACGCCGUGCACUACGUCUAUGGUCUCAAGCCGGUCAAGGAGGGCGAGAUGGUCCCCGCGUUGCCGUACUAUGCGUACCUCGGGAUGCGGAGUGCGCUCGUCAACCUCCGGCCAGAAAAGAUCUACUUCCACUACAAGCACGAGCCUACAGGGCCAUGGUGGGAUCUCAUCAAGCCCCACCUCACACUCAUCAAGACCAACGUCCCCGAAUCGAUAUACGGGCGCGAAGUCAGCCACUUUGCGCACAAGGCCGACCUCGUGCGCCUGUGGGUCCUCGAGCGCAUGGGCGGCAUCUACCUCGACAUCGACAUGUAUGUGAUCCGAGACUUUGAUGACCUGCUCUACGCGCCCUCGACGAUGGGCAUGGAGGCGAGCCCCGACAGCCGCCGGACGCCGCUCGAACCGACAGGGUUGUGCAACGGCGUAAUCAUCGCUGAGCCACAUGCGCCCUUUAUCCGCAACUGGCUCAAGACGUAUGUCACGUUCAGCGGCGAUAACUGGGCCGGGCACUCGGUCGACAAGCCGUGGGAGCUGGCGCAGCUCUUCCCCGACCAAAUCCAGGUGCUGAAUACGACGGCCAUGUUCUGGCCGCUGUGGAGCGGGAACGAGGUCGACAUUAUCCACCAGGAGGACGGGUACGACUGGAACACGGGGCAGUACUCAUACCACGCAUGGGAGUCGAUGGCGAUGAAGUAUCUCACGGCGCUGAAUCCGCGCGAUAUCCGCACAAAGUCGACCAGCUUCCACCGUCUCGUAAGGCCCUUUGUCGGCCCAACAGACGACGAGGUGUAUAGCCAGCUCGAGUAGGCGUGUACGAUAAUAUGUGAUCGAUUCAGUGGUGGGAGGGGGGCUGUGAGGAGCAGAGGUUGGGAAGUGAAGUGAAUUUAGAGCUAGAGGAACUAGCGCUCAACAACCGGCUAGAUCAUUAAGAUAACGCGCAUAGGUUCCUGCGGAUCUGGCAUCCGGAUCACUUUCCGUUGGCUCCAGACCAUGUGAGACAUGCUCUUG